AUGCAUUCACUUGGAGCAGCAGAAGCGCAGUACGCGGCAGCAAAAACUUCGGUGUGGUGGGACAUAGAAAAUUGUCAGGUGCCUAGGGGAUGUGACGCCCAUGCAAUCGCUCAGAAUAUAAACAAGGCAUUAAUGAAUAUGAACUAUCACGGACCAGUCACCAUUUCCGCCUAUGGUGACACUAAUGGCAUCCCUUGGUCCGUUCAACGAGCCCUCUCUACUACUGGAAUCCGUCUCAAUCACGUCCCAGCCGUGACUAAGGAUGCUAGUGAUAAGAGAAUAUUGGUGGAUAUGAUAUUUUGGGCAAUGGAUAAUCAUGCACCUGCAAAUUAUUUGCUCAUUUCAGGAGAUGGAGAUUUUUCCAAUGCAAUUCAUCAGUUACGGAUGAGGAAAUAUAAUAUUCUUUUAGCACAACCUGUUUGUGCUUCUCCCGCUCUUGCUAUUGCUGCCACAAAUGUGUGGCAAUGGACAAGCCUUGCUGCUGGAGGAUCUCCACAAGGAUUUGCGUUUCGUAACAACACAUAUCGUCAAAAUUAUAUACCGACUCUAAUUUCUAAACCUAUAUCAGCAAACCAACCUGAUUUUUCCAAUUCCCAUGCCAAUAACAACACCAAUGCUAAUGCUUCCAGGGCCCAAAGUUUAUCUAAUCCUGGAUGCUAUUCUUAUGUACCUAAGAACUCAAAUCAACUAACUAUGACCGGCAUGUCAACUUGUAGCUGGUAUUGCCCACGCGCACCAGCUGUUGCACCAGUGCAGUUUGUACAAAACCGUUUUUUCACAAAGUCUGAUAGUUCAGAGAACCACAACAGUAAAUUCAUAGAAAAUGAGUCUGUUCAGCGUACUCAGUCCCAACCUCCUAUUGUUCCAGUUAACCUUGUCAAAUUGAACUCUUGCCAGGACAAUGUGCAACCCCCACUUCAACGACCUGAAGGCAGGGGUGAUUUAUGUGUUUCUAUGAACAAGGGUGAUGUACGUCCUGACUUUUCCUUCCUUCCACCCUCAUCGGGUGUUUCUAAAUCUGUCUCUGGUAAUUUAGAUUUGGAUCUCCAGCUGCCUGAACACAUUCAAAGUCUUAUACAGGUCAUAGUUAAUUCGUUGAACACUUUAAGGCUCGAGAAGAUUUUGCCUACCAAAGAAAACAUUGGUUACUGUAUACAUUAUAGUAAACCUGAAUAUCGUCAUACUGAUGUUACAGUAGCCUUAAAUACUGCACUAGAGCAACAAGUGAUAUUAAAGUUAGGACUAGUUAACUUUGAUCUAUAUGUUGGUAAGACUGCAAGGAUUUGGAAAUGUGUGAAUCCACUUGGUGGCAAUCCUAACCAGUAUAAGGAUGCAAUUUGGAAUGCGAUUGAGGAAUUUCUUUGUUCAACUGUUGGACGUUUAGCGAUAGCAGCAUCUGAAUGCAGGUAUGAAGCCGCUUUGAUUCUUAGAAAUGCAUGUCUCAAAAAUCUUACAUUGGGUGAAGUACUACAAAUCCUAAAUAUGAUUAUUACUCUAAAGGGUUGGAUCAAAACUCACUCUGAGUGGCAACCAAUUACUAUCACUCUUCCAGCAACUAAUAAUGAUAUGGAUACCAAAUCAGGGUCAUGA
Solanum lycopersicum (tomato) is the source of this 1590-nucleotide messenger RNA. NCBI's taxonomy places the organism in Eukaryota, Viridiplantae, Streptophyta, Magnoliopsida, Solanales, Solanaceae. The record is from RefSeq and is a predicted model, not a curated record.